Pogonomyrmex barbatus (red harvester ant) is the source of this 1215-nucleotide messenger RNA. RefSeq lists its product as uncharacterized. Gene Ontology annotation, molecular function: protein binding. The record is from RefSeq and is a predicted model, not a curated record. NCBI's taxonomy places the organism in Eukaryota, Metazoa, Arthropoda, Insecta, Hymenoptera, Formicidae.
AAUAUAUGUGUACACGCACACAUAUACACACAAAUUAUAUAUAAUUGUACAUGUGUAUGUACGCUACAAAUUAUCAUCUUUCACAACGUUCUUUAAACUUGAUGGAUAAAAAUAAAAAUGAUGAGCAAUCCUCUCAUAUGACCGUUAAUUCGAUCAUCCAAGAUCAUGCCAACGAGAUUGAAGUAGAUACAACGUCUACACGUUCGGUAGCACGUUCUGUUGUCACUCAUGAGCAAUAUAUUCCUUCUUCAGCGUCGAAACAAACCACAAAUAUCGAGCGACGUUACGAAUUAAUUGGAAAUAUCAAUGUUAUUAAUCAAUUGGAAGUUAAUCAAGAUGUGUUUUGCAUCUGCUAUACGGAAACUUACGAUUUUUUGGUGGCAGGAUUGACAGACGGAAAUUUAAAGUUCUACAAAGUUAGCACAGGAGAGAAUACGUUGGUCUUAUGCGACGUAGAAAUGAUGCAGAAUCCGGCUCCGGUGACUGCUGUAAAACAUAGACCUGUACACAGAUCAUAUCCAAUCACCCAUACCGUAAUAGCGACUUAUGCUAAUGGUUGCGUUAAAUGCUGGCAUUAUCCAACUGCGCAAUGUCUUUAUACGAUACGAGAAAGGCGGCAAACGCUCGGUUUAGCUUACCAUCCUCAAUUACCGAAGUUUGUCACUGUUGGGAACAAUACGAAUUUAUACUUAUAUGAUGAAGAAACAAAGACACGAGAAAGAGUAUUUCGCAGAAGUGAUGCACCAGAUGUCAUGGACGGUCAUAAAUCCAGAAUUUUUAGCGCUUGCUUCAAUCCCCAAUCUUCAUAUGAACUAAUAAGUGCGGGUUGGGAUAACACUAUCCAAUUUUGGGAUACCAGACAAGCUCAUUCUCUUCGAUUUAUAUCAGAUGUACAUAUGUGCGGUGACGGUCUUGAUAUCAGCCAAAAUGGAAAAGAGAUUCUUACUUGUUCCUGGCAAGAAAAAAUCCUUUGCAAUUAUGGGACUACGGUAGUGGCAAGUUGAUUGCCACUUUGGAGCCGGACAGUUAUUCUUCUCUGUUGUACGUUGGAAAAUAUGUAACAAAUUUGUAUGUUGCAUGCGGUGGAUGCGAUAUUGAUCUCUUCAGGAUCGUCGAUUUACAGUCUCAUUCUGUAAGUUUGACAAAAUUUUUUACUAUUUCACAAAUAAGUGCAUUAAUGUGUUUACAUUUAGUAUUUUGUUUGCAAAAAAAAAA